AAUUACCUCCCACAAGAGGGGAGUGGUUUGAAGUGGAAGCUGGGAGGAGGGAUGAUUGCGACACAAAAGAGCAAAGGAAUAUGGAAGGCAGAAGAAAUUAAUCUUACCCUGAAGAUCUCCCCGUUUGGCACACAAAGUGGAGUACGGACCUGGCUUCCUGAUGCUUGGCCCCAACUGGCUGGGUGCUGUGCUCUUCCUUGGGGUACAGCUCCGAGCACUGUGGCCUGCAGCAGCCGUAGAAGUUUACACUUCCAAGGAGGUGGAUGCUGUGAACGGCACUAACCUGCGGUUAAAAUGCACCUUUUCCAGCAGCAGCCCUAUCAGCCAGAACCUAUCGGUGACCUGGAACUUCCAACCUGAGGACCUGAGUUCUCAUGAGCCAGUAUUUUAUUACCUGAAGGAGCCCUACAAGCUAUCUGUUGGACGGUUCAAAGAGCGAGUCACCUGGGAUGGGAAUAUUGACCGUUAUGAUGCUUCCAUCGUUAUCUGGAACUUACAGCCCACUGACAAUGGGACAUUCACCUGCCAGGUGAAGAACCCACCCGAUGUUACUGGCAUAGUUGGUGAAGUGCGGCUCAGAGUCGUGCAGAAAGCACGUUUCUCAGAAAUCCACUUCCUGGCGGUGGCCAUCGGCUCUGCUUGUGUGCUGAUGAUCAUUGUGGUGACAGUCGUGCUGAUCUGCCAGCACCGUCGAAAGAAAGCGCAAGAGAAGAGGAUCGAAGUGUCAGACACUGAACUUAAAGAAAAGGAGAAUCUGAAGAGAGCAGAAAAGGAAACCAGUCCAUUAGAAGACUAGAGGUCUUUGGCAAUAUACACAAUGCAGGUACUUGCAAAGCAGAUGUGAAAGCUUGUAAUUCUGGAUGUUAGAACAAAGCUGAACUACAGAUGCCUCAUGGUGUGAGUGUGGUUUCCUUGCUCAACCCGAAAUUCUUGCAAGGAAAGAGGAUGGCAUUAACAGAAGUUGUAAACUUCCUUGAUCGAAGCCGAGUUGGAGAAACUUGCCCCAGGAACAAGGAAUUUUCCUUCAUCUUCACACCUGCAGAAUACAAAGAAAGCUGCUCUGAAGAUGAAAAAAAUACCAAAAGAUUUGAAAAAAAAGUGCUGAGAUAGCUGACUGUACGGAGAUUUUCAAGGUGUCUGAGCAGACACGCUCUUGCACCUUAAAAAUUGCAAGGUGCAGUUGCGUUGCCCUGCUUCUCCUCCCUCGGAAUCCUCAUUGACAUAGCUAACAAGAAGACGGACACGGUGAGGGAUGAGAAGAGCAGCCAGCUGCUACAAAGUGCUUUAAAUCUCUUUGCUGCUUUAAAUGGGAAGUGUUACUGUUGGGGAAUUGUUUUGUAUUAGGGAUAAUGUUUACCUGUGGGUGUGUUUUUGUACCUGUUUGAUGCAGCUUCAGCAGGCUUUGUCACUACAGGAGCUGAGGUCACUGCCUUAUAUUCCCAUCGCUGCAGGUGGUGGUGGCCCCUGCUGCAGUUUGAGCUCAGAGGCUGACCUGAGCGAGUGAUAAAAGGCUGCUAGCUUGGUAUUGGGCUUCCAACAACAUGCUAUCCCAUUUUCUCCAGGUGUCAUUUAUUGCCCAGGCCACCACCAGCACCUCUCACCCCUGCAAAUGAUGCACUCGCUUAGCAUUGUAUCCUCUACUUCCACAGAUUUCAUAUCAUCAUGGAAUGCUUUGUGUUGGGAGGGACCUAAAAAAAGCCCAUCCAGUCCCACACCCCCUGCCAUGGGCAGGGACACCUCCCACUGGAUCAGGGGCUCCAAGCCCCAUCCAACCUGGCCUUGAACCCCUCCAGGGAUGGGCAACCUGGUCCAGGGCCUCCCCAACAUCACAGGGAAACACUUCUUCCCGAGAUAAUAUCUCAAUCUCCCCUCUUUCAGCUGAAAACUGUUCACCCUUGUCCUAUCCCUGCACUCUGUGAUCCAGAGCCCCUUCCCAGCUUUCCUGGAGCCCCUUUCAGCGCUGGAAGCUCUUCUAAGGUCUCCCCAGAACCUUCUCUUCUCCAGGCUGAACAACCCCAACUCUCUCAGCCUGUCCUCAUAUAGGAGGUGCUCCAGCCCUGGGAUCACCAAAUAUUGAAACCAUGGAGCUGUUACAGUAUUUAACCGAAUUAAACUCCCAGCCUGUUUGUUUAAAGAGUAUCUUUAUGGCUUUAUAACUCCACACGUAAUGCGCUGGCUGCGUUAUCUGUUUGUACGCGUCUGUUUUUUAUCGUCUGGGUUGUAAAUAAAGGUGCCUU
Cuculus canorus (common cuckoo) is the source of this 2237-nucleotide messenger RNA. It is a transcript of the gene MPZL2, whose product is annotated as myelin protein zero like 2. Gene Ontology annotation, cellular component: membrane. Gene Ontology annotation, biological process: cell-cell adhesion. The record is from RefSeq and is a predicted model, not a curated record. The transcript is spliced from 7 exons. Bases 161 to 796 code for a protein of 211 amino acids. NCBI's taxonomy places the organism in Eukaryota, Metazoa, Chordata, Aves, Cuculiformes, Cuculidae.